Molecule: messenger RNA, 2321 nt
Organism: Talaromyces proteolyticus
Lineage: Eukaryota; Fungi; Ascomycota; Eurotiomycetes; Eurotiales; Trichocomaceae
Product: putative amino acid permease
Exons: 6
Coding region: 198-1841 (547 amino acids)
Biological process (GO): amino acid transmembrane transport
Cellular component (GO): membrane
Molecular function (GO): amino acid transmembrane transporter activity
Source: RefSeq, a predicted model, not a curated record
CCAAUAGUUGCCUCGUGCUCUCGAUAUUCUCCAUUGCCCUUCACUCGCGAAUUCUCCACUCUGGGGAACCGCCUGCGACCGUCUGGCCAGGCGCAUGUUUAUAGCGGCAGAGCCUAUAUCGACGGUUUGAGAUUUGUCUGAUCCACGAUUGGUAGGAGGACAGUGGUGUGCGCAGCAGUGGGUGUGUGAUAAGCAUCAUGUCGGAUGCGGACAUCGAGAAACGGCCUCAAGGCCGCGAGGCCUUGCCGGACUAUGGCGAUAAUCCCAUAGACGAACAGAACCCUCGUAUUGUAGUUGCGGACAAAUUGAAUCGGUCGUUGUCUGCUCGUCAGGUUCAGAUGAUUGCCAUCGGUGGCACGAUUGGCACAGGUCUAUUUCUGGGUACAGGAAAGUCUUUGGCCACCGGAGGACCGGCGUCGAUGCUCAUAUCCUAUGCAAUCGUCGGUGCGAUAGUGUUUGUCACUAUGCUCUCUUUGGGGGAAAUGUCGGCAUUCAUUCCUGUGGCAGGUUCCUUCUGCACAUUUGCUGGCCGCUUCGUGGACGAUGCAUUUGGAUUUGCCCUUACCUGGAACUAUUGGUUCAACGAUGCGGUGUCGACGGCCUCGGAUUUGAUUGCCCUUCAACUGCUCUUGCAGUACUGGACGGACAAUUUCCCAGGAUGGGCGAUAUCGCUGAUCUUCCUGUUUGUUGUUAUCGCGCUGAAUGUUUUCUCCGUAAAAGCAUAUGGAGAGGCGGAAUACUGGCUCAGCUUGUUGAAGGUUGUCACCAUAGUGAUAUUCAUCAUUCUUGGUAUCGCAGUCAACUGUGGUGGAAACACUAGUCAUCACUAUAUUGGCGGGGAGUACUGGCAUAUUGGCGAUGCUCCCUUUGUCGGUGGUAUCGGCGGAUUUGCGUCGGUUUUUGUCACUGCUUCAUUUGCAUAUGGAGGCACGGAGUCUAUUGCAGUGACUGCAGGUGAGACGAAAGAUCCGUCCAAGGUCCUGCCACGCGUUGUUCGGAACGUAUUUUGGCGGAUCCUGCUGUUCUACAUCCUGUCGGUCCUGAUGGUCGGUCUCAACGUGCCAUACAACUAUCCCGACCUGAGCACCAAGUCCAGCCGCACCAGCCCCUUCACGAUCGUCUUCCAGCAGGCUGGAAGUGCAGUGGCGGGCAGCUUCAUCAACGCCGUGAUCAUGACGAGCGUGAUCUCGGCCAGCAACCACGCGCUGUUUGCAGGUUCGAGGUUGUUGUACACGCUGGCAGUCGACGGUUACGCGCCUUCCGUGUUUGGCACGCUGAACCGCUUCAAAGUGCCGUGGGUGGCCGUGCUGUCCACCUCCGUCAUCAGCGGCCUCUGCUUUGGCGCCAGCUAUAUCGGCGCUGGCCAGCUAUGGACCUGGCUGCAGAACAUCGUCGGCGUCUCCAACCAGCUCUCCUGGAUCGCCAUCGGUAUCGCCUCGCUUCGUUUUCGCGCCGCUGUCAAGAAGCAGGGUCUCGAGCAUCUACUGCCCUUCAAGAACUGGACGUAUCCCUAUGGACCGAUUAUCGCGAUCGUGCUCAACUCCGUACUCGUGCUGGUCCAGGGCUGGUCAGCGUUCAGCCCCAGUUUCGCGGCAGUCGACUUUGUCAGCUACUACAUCGAAAUCCCCGUCAUGAUCGUCAUGUUUAUCGCAUGGAAGAUCAUCAAGCGAACGCAUUUCGUCCGCCUUGAUGAGAUGGACCUGGUUUCGGAUCGGUAUGAUAGCGGGUUUACGCAUGAGGAGCGCACGCAGGCACUGGAAGUCGCGCGUCGAAGUCCGUUUGCUCGUGGUCAGUCGUGGAAGGAGAGAGCCUUGACUGUCGGGACGUGGCUUUUCUUCUAGAGGUUUUGCUCACUUGCCUACACAUCUGUAUAUAGAUCUGACCGUUGGUUUUUCGCAUUGCGCUGCCUAAGGGCACUGCAUAUUGAUGAGCGAUCUUCUAUAUCUUAAUUAACCUCUAUUCUCAGUGACACUUGUCUUGAUAUACAAUCACUAUCAAAAUUAUCUACAGAUUGUGUGACUGAAGCCUCCAAAAAUAGCUGAUGACGAAACACCAAGACGACAUACUAGAGUGUCUUCAACUACAAAUAGCCCCAGUGACUAUUUAACUACAUUAGUCAAAAACUCACGAUACAAUAAAACUUAUCAGUAAGCAAUCGUUUUUCCCCCCAUAUCAAUUGCUUAUAGUGCGAUACUGCUUGAUCUAAAUAUUAAGACUACUUACAAAUAGAUCAGGUGAUUAAUUUUUGUGAAAUACACUAAGAAGUAAUUUAGACUAGUCUAGAAAUAAACUUAUAUUAUUGGUUGAUAUGAGCCUGCUAU